AUGGCGCUGUCGGGCUACUCCCCAUCCGUGGGCAUUACCGUGAACGAGGCAACCGUGACUCGGCAGCCCAAGAUCGACCGCACCCGACCGGAUGUGGAGCGGAAGGACCUGGGCCUACGCUCCGCGCUGGCCGCAGCGUGCAUUGCAGGCGGUGUGGCAGUGGCCCGUCGCAGCCGUGUGAGCCGUCGUUUCCGGGAUGAGGAGCGGCUGCACACCGAAACGGACUUGCAGAACGAAGACUGGUCCUCCUUCCAGGAGAUUAUGAGCAAGACUCGCGCGAAAGACGAGGAUGUCACAGACGUGGAAAAUAGCCUUCCGGUACAUCGCCCAGCAGGUUGGAGUGCUUUCCGCCCGGUGAGUGUGGUGGCGGCGAAGAUGUCCGGCAAGCUGAAUGCGGAGCUGGCCAAUGGUCGGCUGGCACUGCUCUCUGCCUCUCGGGACUUGCGUGUGGAGACCCACGCCAAGCCCACGCAGGAGGAGAUAGAGGCAGCCCGCGAGGCGCGGAAGAAGUUCGACCUGAAAGAGCUGCCAAGCGAUGAGGGCUAUGGUUGGGACCCCGACGAUGUCGAGAAAGAGAAGCCGUUCGACCCGUCCGAAGAGGAGGUGGGUAUCACACCACCCCUUGGCUUCUUCGACCCGCUCAGCUUCUCGAAGGUCGGCGACAAGGAGGGGUUCCGCUUCAGGCGAGCAGCAGAGAUCAAGCACGGGCGUGUCGCCAUGAUGGCCUCAGUGGGCUUGGUGAUCACCCACUGGGUACGACUGCCGGGCUAUGAGCUCGCCGGGACUUCUUGGUCCAGCCAGUUCAACACCAUCGUCACCCUGCCUGCUCUCUACUUCUUCAGCGCAUUCAUUUUUGUCAUCAUCUGGCUGGAGCUGAGCUUUUGGGCUCAGGAGGAUGACCUGGAGCCAGGAAACUUCGGAGAUCCGCUCGGCCUGGGUAUGUACAGCACCGAGAUGCGCAACCGGGAGAUCAACAACGGCCGCUUUGCGAU
Messenger RNA from Symbiodinium sp. CCMP2456, 992 nucleotides. NCBI's taxonomy places the organism in Eukaryota, Dinophyceae, Suessiales, Symbiodiniaceae. The record is from the annotation of a GenBank genome assembly.